UUCGAACUAUGUUUUCAGUCUUCUGUCACAGUUCGAACGAUCCGGUCGCGAUUCCAUGACGAGAGAAUUUCAGUGGUGGACGCAGAAUUUGAAUGUUGGUGAAUGAAUUGGAACACGGAGACGGCGGUGUGGAUGAUUGGCAGUGAACGAAAUUUAAUUCGAUUAGGCUAGAAUUACAUUUACGACUUGACCGUUCAUUCGGGAAGUUUAAUAGGUGAAAGGUGAUCAGAACUUCAUCUGCUGUCGACGAAUUCUUGGAAGAAAAGCAUAACCAAUCCAAUAUGUUGAUGUGGAUGAUAGUGGCAGUGACAGUGCACACGGUUCGCGGUAGCAACCUGAUGGCACUCCAUGAAUCAUCGAGCGAGAAUCGGGCCUCGUCUGCAGCGAAAUUCUGCACCGAUCUGAAUCCUCAGACCGGACUGGAUAUCGAGCAAAUAAUGGGUCUCUGGUACGGCAGCGAAGUAAUAACUCAUCUCGGUCACGAGGAUGGCGAAUCGAUCUACGACACGUGUGUGGUGAUUCAUCUGGCGGAUAUAACGAACUCGACGAAUACCAGCGAAUAUCCGUCGAGAGAUCAAGGACCCGAUGUGAGAUUCGGUACCUCGUAUGGUUAUCCAGGUGAUCGAACUUAUCACAGCACGGAGGAAUACGGAAAUCGUCGCUAUCAGAACCGUCAGCAGCAUCAGCAACAGCACCAACAACACCAGCAACAGCAACAUAACUAUCGGCAGCCAUUUUCCAACACCCAAUACCUGCGAUUAAUUUGGGACGAGAAGGAUCACACCCUGGAAUAUACCUUGCGGUACAACAACACAAGGCCCGGAUUCUGGAUUGCAUCGACACCGCAGACCGGGACCAUGGUUCAACUGUCGUACAAUCAAUUCUCCGGUACGGUACAGGUACUUAAGGCCAUCAACAACCAGCUGGUGUUGACGUUCUGCCAGAGUUUACCUGGAGGGCAGCUGUUCUCGGUUGUUCUAUCGAGACACCCGAUGGGAUUGUCACCGGAGGAGAACCAGAGCAUACGAAAUCUGUUGAAAAAGCGAAACCUGUCCACGACUUCGGUGCGGAAAGUUUGUUAUAGCGGAGCUUCAACCCAAUCUUCCCUGGGAAUAUUAUCUGCCUUGUUCAUUGCGCUGCUUUUGCACUGUAUUACAAAAUGAAACCAGUUUGUAGCUCGUUAGGUAUUUUUGAGCAAAUUUUUGCUCGUGCGAAUAUUUCUCGUCAUCCCUGAUCUAUUUCUUAUUUAUUCAUGUUCAGAACUGUUGCUAUGAAGUGUAAUUUUUAAAAUUAUAUUGUAUUUUUGACAACCGUAUUCUACUGCUUGAGUAACAUGUUUAAUGUGUCGGAAAGCUUGACAGGAUCAGCCUGGUGUCAUAAUGUGUCAUACGAAUUCAAAAGUCAUUAGUUAGCCAUAGGAGAACAUCUAAGACAGUAGUUUUAAUUUUUUUCGAAGACGACCUCAAUAAAACGGUUCCUGCCGAAUUCGUUCUGACAA
This is a messenger RNA of Malaya genurostris, 1498 nucleotides long. RefSeq lists its product as uncharacterized. The transcript has 4 exons. Lineage: Eukaryota; Metazoa; Arthropoda; Insecta; Diptera; Culicidae. The record is from RefSeq and is a predicted model, not a curated record. Bases 282 to 1163 code for a protein of 293 amino acids.